Psilocybe cubensis is the source of this 873-nucleotide messenger RNA. RefSeq lists its product as uncharacterized. Lineage: Eukaryota; Fungi; Basidiomycota; Agaricomycetes; Agaricales; Agrocybaceae. The transcript has a single exon. Bases 1 to 873 code for a protein of 290 amino acids. The record is from RefSeq and is a predicted model, not a curated record.
AUGGUGGUCUUGUCGGCUACAACGACAAUAUUUUCGAAGGAUCUGACUGCCAGUCCGCCUGGAGCUAUACCGACACCAGUGGUAAAGCCUGAUUCAGCAAAGCCGAUACCCCCAACGACAGACUCCCUAAAUAUACCCUCUACCUCUUCUACUUCUUCGGCGCCAUCAACACGGGACCUCUCUUUCCAAUCCCUUUCCACAUCGUCAUCUGACAUUGCAAGAUCGACCAUUACACACUCUUUUACACCUCCAGCCUUUGGAUCAUCCUUUAUAUCUCCAGGACUGUCACCGCCAGUCAGUGGUUCAACCCUAUCAACGACAUCAAGCCUUUCCACAUUAUCGGUGCCCAUCCUACAAUCACCCGUCUCUCAACCCAACGGCCAAGCUACAGGCAUAGUUUCAGCCUCCCAGCAACAUGACAGCAUAGAUGGAACUUUGAAGAAGGCUCUUGUUUUUGCCGGUGCUGGUCUUGGACUUCUAUUAAUUCUGGCCGCUCUUUACCGUUACCGAAUCUCCUACAAACGAAAACGCGCAAGGAGGAAUGAAGAAUACAUGCUUCGUGCUCGCCCUUUUGCCUUGGCGACGAGAGUUAACAGGCAAGUUGAUUAUCAGCCUCCCAACUAUGCUACGAGACGGACACGCCCCGUGGUUGGUAGCAUAGAGCGAUUAAAAGACGCAUUCUCUCGUGCCAAUUCCGGUUCGGGCCCUAGCAGGGUUACGAGGCAGGAAUCUGCCAAUGAACUGGAAGCAAACCCCGAUGGACAUUUUAGCACACGACGCGUGCGGGUAGUGGAGAUCGUGGAUGAAUCAGAUGUAUACGAGCAUCCGCCUGAGUACAGAUUGUCAGCGUCGGAUCCCAUUUCUGCUACAUAG